This is a messenger RNA of Xyrauchen texanus (razorback sucker), 3245 nucleotides long. It is a transcript of the gene klf7a, whose product is annotated as Kruppel-like factor 7a. Lineage: Eukaryota; Metazoa; Chordata; Actinopteri; Cypriniformes; Catostomidae. Gene Ontology annotation, biological process: regulation of transcription by RNA polymerase II. The record is from RefSeq and is a predicted model, not a curated record. Gene Ontology annotation, molecular function: DNA-binding transcription factor activity, RNA polymerase II-specific; RNA polymerase II cis-regulatory region sequence-specific DNA binding. The transcript is spliced from 4 exons. The coding region runs from base 145 to 1104 and encodes 319 amino acids.
GUGCUUGUUGCCGCUGCUGCUCAGCUUCCAAAAACAUUGUGAGGAAAAAAACAAACGUGGAUGGAUGGAUCCAUUACUUCUGAACGUCUUUUAAUAUUCGUAGUUAACUGAAACGUUUCGGAUGGCGGAGCGCGACUGAUCUGAAUGUUUGAGUCGCACGCGGAUUCCACGCGCAGAGAAUCAAAGUCUCCCAAACGUGCCGUACAUAGCUGCAAAAACAUGGAUGUUCUGGCCAGUUACAGUAUUUUUCAAGAACUUCAACUCGUUCACGACACUGGUUACUUCUCCGCGAUGCCAUCUCUGGAGGAAAACUGGCAGCAGACAUGCUUGGAGUUGGAGCGCUAUCUUCAGACAGAACCCAAGAGACUCUCUGAUCUCUUUGACGAAGAACUAGAUGGCUUUCUCACCCCCUCCUUCUUGAAGGAUGAUGGUGAUGAAGAUCUAUUUGACCCCCUCCUUCCCAGCCUUAACAAUCCACCCAGCCCUCCUCCUCCUCACCUCACUCCACGCAAGGAACCCCUUUCUUCCUCUUCCUCCACUUUGACUUCUCCAGACAUUACCUUAGGGGUCAACGCGGCCCAGUUGAAUGCUGUCACCUCGCUAACACCGCCCUCAUCCCCGGAACUGGGCCGUCACCUCAUCAAACCCACCCACACACUCAGUGCCUCGCCCGACGGGACUCUCACGCUAAAGUUAGUGGCCCGAAAGGUGGGUUUGAGUACCGCCAAGUUUGUGGCAGCCCAACCUGUUCCACUCUCUCCACAAAAUGGGAGCAGUGGCGUACAGAGUGACGGGGAACAGGGUGGCACCGUGGGAAAUAGCGAGAUGGCAGAGAACAAGAAGAGGGUCCAUCGCUGCCAAUUUAACGGGUGUCGGAAGGUCUACACCAAGAGCUCACACCUGAAGGCACAUCAGAGGACACAUACAGGGGAGAAGCCGUACAAGUGCUCAUGGGAAGGCUGCGAAUGGCGGUUUGCGAGGAGCGACGAGUUGACAAGGCACUACCGCAAACACACCGGCGCCAAGCCUUUCAAGUGCAAUCACUGCGACAGGUGUUUCUCACGAUCAGACCAUUUGGCACUGCACAUGAAGAGGCACAUCUGAGGAGAAGGAGGAAAAAUGGCAAGGUGGAGGAAGAGACAGAGAUGAGGUAGAAGGAGAGAAAGAGAGGGAUUAUGGGAAGGAGUCGGAUACCAUUCAGGCCAUUCGCCCUGCCCACCAGAGAGAAGCCCCCAUGAGGGACCGAAAGAGGGCCAUAAUCAGCACGGGCUGAGCUUUGAUUAAAAACAUUUGACUAUCGGGAAUGGGCUGAGCCAAAUACAAGGACAUCUGUGUUAUCAACUACGAGAACUAGAUAAUAAAUAUGGAUAUAAGAUGGUGAUACAACAGCUUAUGUCACUCAAUGAUGAUAUAUUUUCCAUGGUAUUUCCAUAAUACCCCCUAAAAAACAUCUAUGACACAAUCCAUUCAGUACAACUACUGCAUUCCUACAUCUCAAAGGUCCAAACGUUAUUGUCUGUUAGUUAAGAGUACUUCUAUCAGGAAGACUCGCAGACUUGAGUGAAAUUCAAGAUGACAUUUAUUUGAUGAAUAUAAAACAGAAAUGUAAUGUCUAACUUUGGCGUAAGCCCCGUCUGGCGGUCCGAAGAAGUUGUGCUCGGAACCGUCAUAUCCUGCCAGAUAUAGGAGGCAGGGGCGAGGAGCCAACCCCCAUGUAGGACGGGACUCAACUGGUGGUGGUGGGGUGGUGGAGGUUGCCGUGUUAGCUCACUGAAACAACAAUGUGAUAGAUUGUGAGCAGACUUAUAAAUCAACGGCUUACAUGUGAUUGGCUAGGAAUUACCCAGCUAAUGGUGCGAUGAUGUACAGCUGCUAGUCUUCCCGCUAGAACUACGCUGUGCUUACAUAUCUUAAGCAUACUGUCACAAACUGACAACAAAGUUAUCAUUAUACUUUAUUUGAUUUACUGCAUCGCAUGGAACAUAUCCUGAAUUCAUCUCCAGAGAACCUUUGGAGAGUUUCGUACUGAAAGGACAUCAAUUCAAAGAGUAAGUGGAUUUUGAAUACACAAUUUAUUUGUUUUCCCAUUUUGAGCAAGGAUUAUCUUUCCACUUUGAUCCUGCCAAGCCACAGCCAAGAUCUAAAGUGGGACAUCUAUUCUGAGACAUCUGGAUUUAAAAGGUGAGAGGCAACCAAGUGGAAUCGCCCAUGUCUUUUUCUCUGCUCAAAUGUGAAUCUGAUUGGACGCAGUGGAGCAAACGUUCUUAACUUCUUGAUAGAUGGACAAAUCUCUCUUUCUCAUCCCUCCCUGGCAACCAACAGCUGCGCAGCGACACUUUGAGUCUUUUUAUAAUGGAAAAAAAAAAUUAAGGAUGAGAUCUUUGAAUGGUGACUAUGUUCUAUAAUUCAUAAUUUGCUUUUAUCCUGUGGAUGUGUACAAAAUAGAAGAGGUAAAAGAAAUGGACCAAAAAUAUGCCAUGUGCACAAGCAAAGAAUAGUGGAUUCUACACUGGCACAGACAGCAAAUGAGGUGGACUUAAUUUCUAAAUAAACGCAAACUUUUAGUGGCAAAAAUAAAUUUUGUAGUUGUUGCACAUGUUUUGAGCAUUAUUUAUGUACCGUUAUCCCAUAAACUCUGGAUUUCUUUCGGAUUUCUAGGACUGAAAUGAGCAUGAAAUAUGAAAAGCAUCAUGGUUUGUCUACAGUUUUCACAGCAGACUAUCAAUGACUUCCAAUUCAAACAAGGGGGCAGAGAUAUGCGAUCACAAAGUUUAGAUAUUGUAAAUGUAUCAAAAUAUUUACUGGAAAAACCAUCUGUACAAAAAUUUCCCAUGUUAUUUUGAUUUGGAUGAAACCUUUAGGAAACGUGUCCGUUGUGUGUUCCAAGAGUGAAUAUAGUUGUGCUGGUCCAACAGAUGACAUAUCACAUUUACGAUACAUCUACAGUACACUUUUAUGAGUUUGUGAAGGGGGGAGGGUUUUGGGGAUUUGGUGUUUCCAUUUUGUUUUUUGUUUUUUGCAUUUCUGUCUCUUUUGUGUUACUGGUUAAAACAGCUGUACAGUGUGAUAAAUGUGUAGUAAAAGUGAAGUUUAAAUAACAACGUACAAUCAAGCGUGGGAUCCAGCACCUUUAAUGGAAAGUGUUACUGAAUGUAAGGUUGUUUGAUUGUAGACGGCCCUGCAAUCAUCCUGACCACUCAACGGCCUGAUCUGCUCAAGAUAGAUCCCACUUUGUGGCUCAUUCA